Molecule: messenger RNA, 1300 nt
Organism: Patella vulgata (common limpet)
Lineage: Eukaryota; Metazoa; Mollusca; Gastropoda; Patellidae
Product: peptidyl-prolyl cis-trans isomerase G
Exons: 13
Coding region: 59-1300 (413 amino acids)
Biological process (GO): protein folding; protein peptidyl-prolyl isomerization
Cellular component (GO): intracellular membrane-bounded organelle
Molecular function (GO): peptidyl-prolyl cis-trans isomerase activity
Source: RefSeq, a predicted model, not a curated record
UUCCGGUAACAGUCGGUCGUGUUUUGCGGUUUUCAGAAAGGAGAACCAAGAAAUCAGGAUGACCGUUGGUGGAAAGUAUCGCCCACGAUGUUUCUUUGAUAUUGAGAUUGGAGGAAAGUCAGCGGGGAGAAUAAUCUUUGAACUUUUCUCAGAAGAAUGUCCUAAGACAUGUGAAAACUUCCGAUCCUUAUGUACGGGUGAAAAGGGCAUAUCUGAGAAAAGUAAUAAACCUCUCCAUUAUAAAGGAUCCCCAGUUCAUCGUAUAGUGAAAGACUUCAUGAUACAAGGUGGAGAUUUCACUAAAGGCGAUGGAACUGGUGGUGAAUCAAUUUAUGGAGAGAUGUUUCAAGAUGAAAAUUUCAUCUUGAAACAUGACAAAGAAUUUCUCCUCUCAAUGGCUAAUCGUGGCAUAAACACUAACGGUUCCCAAUUUUUCAUAACCACAAAGCCUACACCUCACUUAGAUGGUAUUCAUGUUGUAUUUGGUCAAGUCAUAAAAGGUGAAGAAAUUGUUAAAGCAAUUGAAGAUCACCCUACAGAUUCCAAAAGUAGACCAACUGAAGAUAUUCGCAUUUCAAAUUGUGGAGAAUUGGUUCUUCAACUUAAAGCUAAAGCAAAAAAGAAAAAAGUUACAUCUGGUACAGAAGAUUCAUCAAGCAGUUCUUCUGAAUCCGAAACUGGUUCGAUAUCCGACUCCAGCAGUGAUGAAAAAGACAAGAAAAAACGGAAAAAGAAACAAAAGAAAAAAGAUUCCAAGAGAAAGAAGAAAGACAAAAAACCAGAGAAAGAAAGUGAAGAAACUGAGAGAGAGAAAGAGAAAAUAACAACAAUAUUUGCCGAAAUUCGUCCAGAUGAAAUACCUGAUAUACCUAACAAUUUUCUCCUCCGUAACAAAGAGGAACGUCAGGCAGAAAAUGGAGAAAAUGGUAAUAGAUCUCCACCUGGUUACGGCCAGAGAAGAAGAAUAGAGCAGGUUCCUUAUAAAGCUAGAGCAGUUUAUUCUAGUACUGGACGGAAAAUAAAAGGAAGAGGAAGUGUGAGGUACAGAUCGAGGAGUAGAAGUCGAACACCACCACACUGGAGAAGAGAAAGGAAUCGGUUGAAACCAUUAGAACAAGUUGAACAGGAGAAGGAAGAACGAUGGAAGCGAGGAGAUAAAUUAGAAGCUGUAAGAACUAAUCCACAAGAUGCCAGAGGUCAUCUGCAACAACGAUUUGAAACUGGAAAAAUGGAAGAGGGAGAUAAAGAGGAGAAAGAGGAGAAAAAGAAAAAACAUAAACAUAAAAAAGAGAAAAAGUAA